Molecule: messenger RNA, 4127 nt
Organism: Chrysemys picta bellii (western painted turtle)
Lineage: Eukaryota; Metazoa; Chordata; Testudines; Emydidae
Source: RefSeq, a predicted model, not a curated record
AAGUUCAAGCAGUUUCCAGAACAGCCAAAUCCCGACACCAAACACCCUUCCCUUGCUCCAGGCCCACAAAAUGAGUCUAUUAACUCUCCCAUAAAACACGCCACACAAGACCCUUCUCUCCUUCCAAUACUUUCCAGCGUGAUCCAGUAGCCACACAGCUUGCAACCGACCCUCCCGUCCCCCCACUUCAGCCCAAACCACAUUCCUCAGCGCCUUUCCCCUUCCUGUUCGCUCCCUCUCCUCCAUAAGGUGGUGGUUCCCCUUCCCCCCGUUUAACAGACGAUGGGCAGAGAACCGGGGGAGGGGGGAACCACACAAGGCGAGACCCCCCCCCAAUCUCUGCUGUUACAGGCAGAAACUGGGGGAGCCCUUUGUUUCGUGGAUUGACAUGGGAGGCUGAGACCGAGUCUAGAGACACCCGUGAGGAGAAGGAGCCAGGGAAGAGCCCACCCGCGGCUCUCGGGGCAGGAAUGGAGGACGGAGAAGGAUCCAGGGAGCAGCGCGGAGGCCCGGGGAGGGGGGAGUGUUUUACCUUCGUCCAGCAACCUCUCGAGGUGGUUGAAGAUCCCGCAGAAGUUGGGGAGGCUGCUCAUCAGCUUCUUGUCGUUCAUCAGCUGCAUCAGGUAAUCGGGGCUCGGCUUCGGCUUCUCCUUGGUUUCCAUUUCCCCAACCAUAUUCCAAUCGCGCAGAGCCCGCGAGCGCCCGCCGCGCAGCCCAACCACGGCACGGGGCGCCCGGCCGGAUCCGGGCGGGGAGGGGGGGCUCCCCGAGGAGGAAGAAGAUUCAAUCAGCAACAAACCAACCCGCCACCGCCGGGUCCCGGGUGCAGAAAAGAGGAAACUCGGUCUCCCCCCGUUCCCCGGCUCCCUGCGCCCCCGGCCGGCCGGCGCAGUCCUCCAGGUCCCCCCUCCUCCCGCGCGCACACGCUAAGCCCAGCGCCUCUCCGCGGCACUGCCCCUGCCUGCUCUCCGCGGCGGGGGAGGGGGUCGGGCAGCCGCUGCUGCUGCUGUUGCUUCCCGAGGAGCUGCCGCCGCCGGCGGUUGUUUUCUCCCGGCCGCUGCUGGUGUCUCUGCCGCCGCGCUGCGCCCGGUGUCCUCACCACCUCCCUCCCGCUGCCUGUGGCUGGUGAGUCUCAGCCCCGCCGCCGCCUCCUCACUUCUCCUCAGUUCGCUCCGGAGUUCGCCUUAGUCCAGGCUGCGCUGGUAGCAGCAGCGGCGGCGGCGGCAGGGGAGGGGGCAGGACACGCGGGGGGAGGGGAAGGGACACGCCGGGGGGAGGGAGCAGGGGCGGGGCGGCCGUUAGUCAGGGAACAGCGGCGGCGCCACUUGGCGGAGCCAACCCGCGCCUCACUCGCACUCUCGGGACUUAGUGGGGCGGGGGGCGCAGCUCCCCAGGGAAGCGCUGACGGGAAUAAGGAGAGGCGGAGCCAAGAGGCCGCUCCGCGCCUCUCUUCCCCUCUCCACACACACGUGAAGAGCUACGUGCGGCGCACGCGGAGAGGCUCGCGCUAUUCCCCCUGCGCGCGGCCCCGGCUCGCCUCUUAAAGGCACGCAUGAAAAACUCUUCAAAACAACAAACUCCUGUUACUUCAUUCCGCGAGGGGGCGGGGCUGAGUCACGUGCUGCGGGGGAAAGCCCCGACGCUGCGCAUGCGCGACCGUGAUCUUCACACUCCGUUUCGAGGGUGGCGUCGCCUUGGCGCCGCCUCCUGUGGAGGAAUGGGGAGGGGACGCAGGGCGCGUCAUGGGGUGGGGGGAAGGAUACGCGGUGCGCGAGGAGUAACGGCCAACGUUUACAGCGGCAGCGAUGAGGGAGACGGAAACGCCGCCGCCGGAGGCGGUGCGGGGUGGAUGGAAGGCUCCGCCGCCUCCGAUAGCCACGGACGGGAAGAGGGAAACGCCUCGUGGUAGCGGCCUUCAGGCGACCCCGCCCCCCUGCACUCACACGCCGCGGCGCCCAGUCGUCCAGGGGCGCGGAGCCGGCGGGCUUGUGUAGCCUGCGCUCAGCAGCGUGACGGGCGCUGUGUGCCAGCGGCUUAGGGGAGGGACAGGCGGGGGUUCGGGGGGUAGUUUACCGCCCCGCGGCCUGGAGCGGCGCAGCCCGCACGGCUCUUUAGGCGUAUCAGCCCUGGCGAUGUCUGGGCCGCGCAGCCCCGCGAUGCUGCUGGGUGCAUGGCCGUGUGCUGCCCGCCGCACCAAAGGCCCCGGCCGAGGCGUUUCUCAUUGAAGAGGCAGCCGUGAAUCGCGAGGAACAGCGGGGCGGGAGGGGGCAGCUAUACAGCAAUGCCCAGCCUUGGAGGGCCGAAGCGUCUCGAACGCCAAAGCACUGAGCGCCCUGAGCAUUUCAUUUGAGGAUGGAGCACCCAGCGACCACAACUAAAAUCCAGAUCCCCAUAGUAGGAGAAAGUCCCUUCUGAUGUAAUGAUAAUCUAAAUAGACAAAGGGUGGGAGAAAAAAAAUAUUGUUCCCAGUUGGGGAACAGUGGCACAGAACAUGGUAACACAGGAAGUCAUUGGCUGAGUCAGAAAUUGAACCCUCAUUCUACUGCAUCCCAGCCCAGGGCCUCAACAACAAGACCAGCCUUCUUCUCUGUAGUGCCUUCUUUGUAGUCUCACCAGUUUGUCGGAAAGAAGGGUCAAUUCUGAGGACCUGGAAACUCUUGUCUGGGCCAACAGAUUUCAGGUGUUAGUGAGAAGUUUGGUUUAGCUGGCUUACACUACUAAUACAGAGUUUGAAACACAAAUACAGUGCAUAAGCUGUGCUUUCACUUCCUGUGGGAACCACCUGUAGCCACAGAUUCCAAACCUGUUAGCACCAUCUCUGCCUCCAAAAGAAGAAAAUGCUCAAAUGCAGCAGAACAAACAAAUCAAGAUUCUUAAAAUAACAAUUUCAGUGAAUUUUGCAGCCAGGGCCACAAAUUUGCCUAGUGAUCGCUUUCUGUGCUUGUUCAACCUUCCUUCAAAAGCACACAAUGCUAGGAACAAGUUUUUCACCUUCCUGAAUCAAAAGUUCUGCAGUGAACUGAGAAUUUAGGACCAAAUUCUAAAUCCUUACUUAUGCAGAGUAAGAUUGUCAGUGAGACAGACUUAAAUAUAAAGAGCCAAAUCACAGUGCUAUGCAAGAUUACUCAAGUGAGUAAAGUUUACAGCACAGCCUUGCCCUUUGUUGCUUGCCAAAUGAAGAACUUGAAGAAUCAAAGGAAGUGGUUUCCAUGGGACCAAGGAAUCUUGGUCAUACUCAGAAGCCAAAUGUAGUUAAGGCUGUAAAAAUUAUACAACACACAAGUUUGUAGAUCAUUUCUGCCUAUAUUCAUCCUUGACAACUAACAUUAAAAUUAAUAGCCUGUUCUUUCAAUCUAAUUUUAAAUAUUGGCACGUUUUAUCUUAAAUAAAUCAGAUACUCCUUAAAAAAUCUCAAAGAUUUUUCAUAAUUUGUAUAAUGCUUGGGCUAAGAUUGUUCCUUAUGAAUUAAUGCACAGCUAUCCCUUUUUCAGUGCCAAAGCUAUCCCUUUUUCAGUUGAUACAUAUGUGAUGCCAAGAUGGAGCUCCAGUGAGUUCAGGAAUGGAGUUGGGGACAUACCACUCUACACAACCCACAAAGAGUCUAGUGAUUUCCACAGUGUAAGAGCAGAAUAAACGGUCAGACUUGUACGACUUCCCACUGAGUCUCCCACCCCCAACCCUCAUGGCUGCUAUUGAGCAGCUGCCGAGGAACCCAGCCAAUGGAAAUCCCUUCUAUUCUUGUUUUUUUCUAAUGUGCCCACCACUACAGUAUCCAACUGCCCAUUUUGGAGCUGUGAUGUCAUAUGGUAAAGAGUCCAACAAAGCGUCCCCCCAACUCUCUGCAGAGACAAUCCCUUACCUGCAAAUACUCAAGACUAUGGUAAUUGUGAAGUAAAACAGCCUCCAAAAUCUAUGAUAUUUCACCCAAAGAGAUUGAGUCAAGAAAAACCUGAAAUUAACUUUGGAGAGCUUUCUUCUCCCGUUGGCCCCUCUUCUGGGCUUCUAGUUAAAAAAAUCAAUUGAAACUUGGUUUUAAAAAAAAAUUACAUUGUUGAAAAAACAGAUGAAAUGUAAAAAAAAAAAAAAAAUACAGCACACAGUAGUUUGGGCCUAAAGUUUCCAAUUAA